AUGAGCCAAAGCCCAUAUCUUGAACAAGUGCCUUCCCCAGUUAAUUUUGUACUGAGAUCGCCUAAUUGUUCAUUAGAGAAAUUAUUAGAAUUACCUGAUAUCUUAACUGAAUUAAGAAUUAAUAAGCGACUUCAAAAAUUUAUAUCUGGAGAACAUGUAUUAGAUCAAUUAUUUGAUUAUAUUUGUGGAACUGGGGAUGAAAGAUUUCAAUCUCCAGCUACACAAAUAGUUUGUUCAGAAAUUAUGACAAUUUCAGAAAAUAUAUUUUAUUUCCCUCAUUUAAUUAAUUUGCUCUUUAAAGAAAUGUCACAGUCUGAAGAUGAAAUAACAAUAAGUUGUAUUAGUCGUGUAUUAUCAGUAUUAAUGAAUUUACCAACAUCGAAUGUAUUUGAAAUUAUGUCAGAAACUCCUAAUGUUAUCAGUGUUCUUAUAAAUAAAAUUACUAAUUAUGAAGUGUCUCAAUUUAUUCUAAGUAUAAUGAAAUAUUCAUCUAAAGAUGAAAUGUGUAAAGCUACAGGUGUAUAUUGGUUAUGUCAAAAUGGAUUUAUUAAUGAUUUAUUAAAAUUAUUUAUUAUAUCAGAAAAUAAUGGGGAUAAUGAUAAAAUUGAAAGUAUUACAUCUCUUAUUGAAGAAAUUACAUUACUUAAAGAAUCAUCAUCCGUUUUUAAUAAUUAUUUAAAUUCUAAUGAAAAUUUAUCUUCUUUUUAUUUAAUAAUUUUCAAUACCAGAUCUUCAUAUGUUUUUGAAAAAGGACUUUGUAUUAUUCAAAAUAUUUUAGCUUGUUCUGUUUAUUCAGGAGAUCUUUGUACAAACCCCUAUAAUAAAUUACCAAUGGUAUAUCAAGAAAUAUGUAAAUAUUUUGAACAAAUUUCUAAUCAUUUUAGAUAUGAAAGUGGACCAAUUACACAAGUUAGAAUUCAACUAGUGCAUUUACUUCUUUCAUUAACAUUAUCUAAUUAUUCAUAUAUAUAUAGUCUUAUUAUUAAAUAUAAAUUAAUGAAUAUAUUACUUGAUAUAUUCUUUAAUUUUAAUCAUAAUUGUACAAUAUUCAGACAAGUAGCUUUUGAUAUAAUUAGUUUUAUUAUUAAUCAAUCAGUUGAACCUUUAAAAUCUUCAUUACUUGAAAUUGGUUUAUUAAAACGACUUGUUGAAGAAGAUAAAAAAUCUAUUCAAUUUAAAAAUCAAUUUAAUUAUUAUCCAGACCAUCAUUCAUUAUCAAUUAUUUUAAUGAAUAAUAUUCAUCUCGUUGCAGAAGAUGAUCCAAGUGAUGAAAUUCAUAAUGAUUUAUUUAUGAACCAAUUUGAAGAUUAUUAUAAUGAAUAUAUUUUACCUAGAGAAACUAUUUUAACAAAUCACUAUCUUUGUGAAAUAAUACCAGGAGGUUCUAAAGAAAAUGAAGGAUAUAUUUUUGACUUCUUUGACGAUGAAAUGUAA
Messenger RNA from Entamoeba dispar SAW760, 1434 nucleotides. RefSeq lists its product as uncharacterized. Bases 1 to 1434 code for a protein of 477 amino acids. The record is from RefSeq and is a predicted model, not a curated record. NCBI's taxonomy places the organism in Eukaryota, Evosea, Mastigamoebida, Endamoebidae. Gene Ontology annotation, molecular function: protein phosphatase binding; protein phosphatase regulator activity. Gene Ontology annotation, cellular component: nucleus; cytosol. The transcript is spliced from 3 exons.